Hydra vulgaris (swiftwater hydra) is the source of this 837-nucleotide messenger RNA. RefSeq lists its product as uncharacterized. Gene Ontology annotation, molecular function: protein dimerization activity. The record is from RefSeq and is a predicted model, not a curated record. Lineage: Eukaryota; Metazoa; Cnidaria; Hydrozoa; Anthoathecata; Hydridae.
AUGCAUGCAAAUGGAUGUAUUCGACAAGUUGCACAUCAGCUUUAUUGUUCAUCAAAUUCCAGCACAUUUAUAUUUUGUCUCCAUAUCAUUUCGCAGUACUCUGCCAUACUUGAACCAGUUACUCAGGCUCUUCAAGCUGUUCAAGUUGAUCUUCCAGAAGUCCAACUGCAAGUUCAAAAAUUACUUAAUGUUGUAAAACUUCACAGAGGUGAGUCCAAUAUUUAUUUCAAGGAUAAUUUUGAGAAAACAGCGCAAUUGGCACAGAAAAUGAAUAUUGAACUGAUAAUUCCAAGACAGUGCGGAAAACAAAAGUAUCGAAGUAAUCCGGGAACCAUGAGUGUUGAAGAGUUUUUUAGACAAACGAUUUACAUUGCAUACUUAGAUUCUCUAUUCGGCUCUUUGGAGAGUCGAUUUCGUGAAGCCAAUAGUGCACAAUUUAACUUAGUAUUUCUUCAUCCAUCUAAGUUGUGCCAUCUGAGUCGUCAAUACUUUAAAGAAAAAAUUUCUACGAUUAAUAAAGUAUACAACAUUGAUAAUUUUGAAACUGAAGCCUUGAGUUGGUUUGAUUUUUGGAAUGCGCAAGACUACAAAAGUAGCCUAGAUUUUAUCGAUUUACUACCUAUCACACAAUUUUAUCCCAGUGUCAGGUAUGCUUUAUUAGUUUUGUUAACUUUACCAGCAACAACAUGUACGGUGGAGCGAUCGUUUAGCACAUUGCGUCGUGUCAAAACAUGGCUUAGGUCAACUAUGUCAAAUGACCGUCUCUCUGUCUAUAUAGUAGCGAAUAUAAAAAUUAAACUUGAUGCAAAAAAACUCCUUAAAAGUUGUUACUUGUAA